CUGACAACGAUAGUUUCUAAGCUAGUCACCAACCGCACCGCCAUUUCCAAGACACCGCAGAUUUGCACCUCGCGACGCGACGCAGCGCAGCACAACACAUCAAUGACGAAGGUCGGUACGACUGAGGUGACCUCCGAUCCUAUCGUCCGCUCUCCAAGCCCUCACCCAUGGAGCUCGGAGAACGAUAUAAACGCCUUCGUGCAAGUGCCAACUUCGGCAAUUUCUGCAGCUGGUCUCUUCCCCAAGGCUGCGUAACUCUCGCCGAUCGUCUGCUUUAAUCUGUACGCCAUGGAGCGGCCGGCGUUGUCGCUGCUCGUCGUCCUUUCGCCACGGACUUCGCUGCUCUUCGUGGUCUUGUCGUGUGCGUCGCUCCUGUGGAGCCUCGGCAACGCGCAGAUCGCCGCUGCUGCUGCCUUGCCGCCUGUCAGAUGCGCGAAUGGAUCCACUAUUGGCAUGUGCACCAUCAAUAACGCGUACGGCGUGAACAUGGACGGAAGGCCCUGCCAGCUAGGCAGGGUAUUUUACCCUCGGACCGAGGAUGAACUGAUCAGUGCUGUCGUGUAUGCGAGCCAGAACAAUCUUCCGGUGAAGGUGGCCAGUGCAACGGUGCACACCAUCCCCAAGUGGUACUGCCCUGGCGGCACCACCGGGGUUUCCAUUAUCACGCGUGACUAUAAGGGGAUCUCCAUCGAUAGGGAUACCAUGACAGCCACUGUGGAUGCGGGAGUCAUGCUCGACGAUUUCUUCGCAUACUUGGCGGAUCACAACCUCACCUUCCCUACCGCCCCGUAUUGGGCAGGCGCGUCUGUGAUAGGGGCCAUAGGCACCGGGUCCCAUGGCAGCACUCUGCAGUUCAAGGGCGGGCGCAUGGGCGAGUAUGUGCGGGGGGUGCGUGUGGUGGUCCCCACGGACGAGGCGAGUGGGUGGGUGGGGGUGAGGGACGUGAGGGGCGGGGACGAGCUGCUGGCUGCUCGCCUGCACCUGGGGCUGCUGGGAGCUAUUUCAAAAAUGACGCUGGAGGUCUACCCCUUGUGGAAACGCGAAGUGACGUACUACAACACCAGUGAUGCGAAUCUCGAGAACGAGAUUCUCUCUUUCGCCGAGAACACAACGUUCCCAGACCUCAACUGGUACCCGUCCGCCCGAAGUGUGUUUUGGCGCCGGGACAACAUGGUGCCCGUCUCUCGCCCUGGCACCGGCUCCUACGCCCUGCCCAUCUUCCGAGGGCAGUUUGACUACGUGUGGACCGCUCUUGCUGCGCUGGACUAUGGCACGCAGACCUCUCCCGACGAGCAAGGCAUCUGCAACCUGUGGCAGACAGUGCAGGUGCCUGUUCUUCUGAACCUGGGUGGUGGGUUCACCAAUGAUGGCAAUCUCUUUAGGGGCUUCCCUGUUGCGGGCUACCACAAUCGCUUCCAGACGUCCUCUGGCUGUGAGGACGCUGGUCGCACCCCCUUGGGCCGGCAGGUGUGCCCGUGGGAUCCGCGCAUCAGCGGCAUCCGCUUCUACGAGACCACCAUGCUCAUCCCCCUCACCAAGCUCAAAGACUUCAUCCUUACCAUAAAGCAGCUGGCAUCAGUGCGCCGACUCGGCUUCUGCGGCCUGGCGAACUAUGGCGGAAUCUUCUUCCGAUUCAUCAAGGGCUCCGACACCCUGCUGGGGGCAGAGGAGGAUUCUGUGAUGGUUGACAUUCAGUACUAUAGGAGUGAUGACCCGUCCAAGCCAAGAACUAGCCAGGAUGUGACAGACGAGUACGAGCAGAUCAUAGGGAAGAUGUUUGGCGGCAAGCCACAUUGGGGAAAGAACAAGGAUGUUUCCUUCAUUGACAUCCCCAGCAAGUAUCCCAACCUCCCUCGCUUCCUCAAAGUCAGGGAGAGGUUUGACCCAAGAGGGCUCUUUUUGAACGACUGGGCAAAGCGGGUGCUGGGGCUGUCCCAGCAGCCAGUGCAGGUGUAUGGCGACCAGUGCGCCAUGCGGGGCCUCUGCCACUGCGCUGCCGACGUGCACUGCAACCCCGCACUCGGCUCUUACUGCAGGCCUGGAAUUAUCUUCAAGGAAGCUACAGUGUGCAAGGCUGAGCCGUCUCAGUAGUGAGUGUACCUCAGAACCACAACCAGUCCAGUCCACCCGUAGUUUAUCAAGCAGCCCCUUGGUUUUCAAGCCCCAGUAGAAAGUAGCCCCACGAAUUUAUAUUCCCUGUUUGCAGCACUCCAUGUGGUAGGGCGUCACUCUGUUCAGCUCUAAAAUGAAAAUAUGUAAUGUUCUAUGCGCAGUUUCAAAAGAAAGGUUGUAUGUACAUGGGCUGGCUUUUGCGCCUGCCGCAUUUCGGAGUUCAUUU
Closterium sp. NIES-67 is the source of this 2338-nucleotide messenger RNA. The record is from the annotation of a GenBank genome assembly. NCBI's taxonomy places the organism in Eukaryota, Viridiplantae, Streptophyta, Zygnematophyceae, Desmidiales, Closteriaceae.